Lagenorhynchus albirostris (white-beaked dolphin) is the source of this 3314-nucleotide messenger RNA. RefSeq names its product ribonucleotide reductase regulatory subunit M2 (gene RRM2). Bases 33 to 1214 code for a protein of 393 amino acids. Gene Ontology annotation, molecular function: ribonucleoside-diphosphate reductase activity, thioredoxin disulfide as acceptor. Lineage: Eukaryota; Metazoa; Chordata; Mammalia; Artiodactyla; Delphinidae. Gene Ontology annotation, biological process: deoxyribonucleotide biosynthetic process. The record is from RefSeq and is a predicted model, not a curated record. The transcript has 10 exons. Gene Ontology annotation, cellular component: cytosol.
CGCAGCCCCAUCUUGACGAGUCGUAAGCAGCCAUGCUCUCCGUCCGUGUCCCUCUCGCCACCAUCGCUGACCCGCAGCAGCAGCAUCCCCUCCAGCUCUCGCCCAUGAAGGGGCUCAGCCUGGCGGACAAGGAGAACACUCCCCCGUCCCUCAGCGGGACCCGCGUGCUGGCCAGCAAGACCGCGAGGAGGAUCUUCCAGGAGCCCGCCGAGCCACAGAACCCUAAGCUAUCUGCCCCCAGUGUGGAGGAGGAACCACUUCUGAAAGAAAACCCCCGCCGCUUUGUCAUCUUUCCUAUCGAAUACCAUGAUAUCUGGCAGAUGUAUAAGAAAGCUGAGGCUUCCUUUUGGACAGCUGAGGAGGUGGACCUUUCCAAGGACAUUCAGCACUGGGAAGCCCUGAAGCCUGAGGAGAGAUAUUUCAUUUCGCAUGUUCUGGCUUUCUUUGCAGCAAGUGAUGGCAUAGUAAAUGAAAACUUGGUGGAGCGGUUUAGCCAAGAAGUUCAGAUUACGGAAGCCCGUUGUUUCUAUGGCUUCCAAAUUGCCAUGGAAAACAUACAUUCUGAAAUGUAUAGUCUCCUCAUUGACACUUACAUUAAAGAUUCCAAAGAAAGGGAAUUUCUCUUCAACGCCAUUGAGACAAUGCCUUGUGUAAAGAAGAAGGCAGAUUGGGCCUUGUGCUGGAUUGGGGACAAAGAGGCUACGUAUGGAGAACGUGUCGUAGCCUUUGCUGCAGUGGAAGGAAUCUUCUUUUCUGGUUCUUUUGCAUCGAUAUUCUGGCUCAAAAAACGAGGACUGAUGCCUGGCCUCACAUUUUCCAAUGAACUUAUUAGCAGAGACGAGGGUUUACACUGUGACUUUGCCUGCCUGAUGUUCAAACACCUGCUACACAAACCUUCGGAGCAGAGAGUCAAAGAUAUCAUCGUCAAUGCAGUUAGGAUAGAACAGGAGUUCCUCACGGAGGCCCUGCCAGUGAAGCUCAUUGGAAUGAAUUGCACUUUGAUGAAGCAGUACAUCGAAUUCGUGGCAGACAGACUCAUGCUGGAGCUGGGUUUUAGCAAGGUUUUCAGAGUAGAAAAUCCAUUUGACUUUAUGGAGAAUAUUUCACUGGAAGGGAAGACUAACUUCUUUGAGAAGAGAGUAGGCGAGUAUCAGAGGAUGGGAGUGAUGUCCAGUCCGACAGAGAAUUCCUUUACCUUGGAUGCUGACUUCUAAGUGAACUGAAGAUGUGCUCUUAGUUUGCUGAUUUUUCUUCUUUUCCUUCUCAUCAAAAGAGAAGAAAAUCAGCUACUUGAACUGUAUUAACCAGCUACACCAUAAAUCGCCCAUAAAGUUCAUUAAUGGCAUGUUUAAAACUGUGUAGCUACCUCAAAAUCAAUCCUGUUAAUGCUAGUGGGGUCACCUAGAUUGAAAGCGUAGACAGAAGCUACUCGGAUUCUUACGAAAGAUCUUGUCCAUGUUUGGCGUUUGCAAGCAGGCUGGCUGUACACGACUUCACCCUGGCUCUUAACAGCACCUUCCUUGGCCUCAAAGUGUGGGGAGUCAAGUGAGUUUGAUCCGGCAGGAUUAGACAGUUACAACCACGAGGCAGUAGGAAGACAAGAGACUCACUGCUUCAGAUUUUAAAGCAGAUUUUAAAGUUUACUUAUGAUUUGUAUAUAAAACUGGCACUUUACACACAAAUAAACAUAGUUUGUACUGUCAGGGUGAAGGCUUGAUUUAACCUACAUUUGUUGGUUUCUACACCAAAUACAAAAGUUUUCUGUUUACCACUAACAGAAUUCAAGAUUUACUAGGUGAUCAAAGUAGGUUAAGCCUGUGUAAACUAAGGGUGUCGUUUUUAUUCUUUCUUUCCUUUGAUGAAUUGAAGAGCUCUUGAACUCAAUCCUGUGCACACUUAGGUAUCAGUAUCAGCCAGGUGGUGCCACAGAGAACACAGGCUGGUUCUGUGUUCUGUAGCCCACGUUGAGUGUCGCGGGAUAAGAGAUGUGGAGAAAGGAGACUCUUAGGUCAUUAGGAACUGGAGUGUGAUCCGGACUCACUGUGGGCAACCUGGGUGUGCCUGAGGGGCGGUAUCAUUUAAUUUCUCAAAUUGUAUGUCCCCCAACUUCAAGUUAGUAUGAAAGAUCCUUGAAGAGUUUUCCUAGCUGGGAUCCAAGAUAUUAACUUUGUAAAUUGGUUUUCAAAUUAUCCUUGAAUGAAAGGACCCACAUAAGAUCUUUCUCCUAUUAAGUGGUAAAACCAGGACUGAAAUUGCUUCUCCUAAAAGUUGAGUGUUUAUUCUGAUUUUGUUUAAUUUGUGUGUAAGUAGGUACUGUUGACUUAACCAUUUGUACUUUACUUUUAAGUUAGAAAGUUGUUCUGCUAUAUUUUUUUUAUAUCAUAUCUGUAGUUCAUACUUUUUUUUUUUUUUCUCUUUUCCUUUCUUUCUUUGCGGUACGCGGGCCUCUCACUGCUGUGGCCUCCCCCGUUGCGGAGCACAGGCUCCGGACGCGCAGGCUCAGCGGCCAUGGCUCAUGGGCCCAGCCGCUCCGCGGCAUGUGAGAUCCUCCCGGACCGGGGCACGAACCUGUGUCCCCUGCAUCGGCAGGCAGUCUCUCAACCACUGCGCCACCAGGGAAGCCCUGUAGUUCAUACUUAGAAAUGGUUACCCAGUAUUAUUUUGCAGUUCAUAAUUGAUAGAGUGAAUAUUGUUCAGUGCAAUUGCUCCUAGGAUUUGCCUAAAUGUGAACAUCCAUCUACUGGAUUCUUAAACUUCAGUAGAAAGCUAGUGUUCUGUGAAUAAUUAAUACAUGUUCCACUCAAAUAUUAAUUUCAGAAGAAAGUAUGAACUUAAUAGAUAUAUUUAAUAGGGCUAGUUUGAAUCAAUCUGCCUUUAUGUUCCCUCCCCCUCCAAAAAAGAUGUUACGUGGAAGGUAAUGCAUGACACACACCGAUCAUUUGGCCACGUUUGUUAACACAUUGUGUUGUGUGUUGGCUGACCACUGGCCUGUUCUACUGUCAGUUUUCUUCAUUUAUUGUAUUAAUAUAAAUGGUAAAAUAGUCAAUUUAAAAAUUUCUGUAAUAUGGGACCCUUUUCUACCUUUUAAAUUAUUGUUAUAAAGUUAAUCUAGAUUAUAUGGUUCUUACACUUGUGCAACACAAAAAUAAACACUUUGGCGUUGUCAGGUACAGGUGGCACUUGGAAGCAGAUUUUAGGAUUCUACCUCCCAUUAGCUGUGUGAUACAAGCACUAGCUUCUGCCAACUAAGAUUCGGUUUUUUAAUCUGUUUAAAGGGAAACUUUUUGUCUAAAGCAUUUCAAAGUCCUGAUAUU